This is a messenger RNA of Panthera uncia (snow leopard), 4859 nucleotides long. RefSeq names its product ciliary rootlet coiled-coil protein 2-like. The transcript is spliced from 26 exons. The record is from RefSeq and is a predicted model, not a curated record. Lineage: Eukaryota; Metazoa; Chordata; Mammalia; Carnivora; Felidae.
CUACUGACCUCUACAGUCUUUUCUAGAUGUUAGGGAAAAACUGGGGUUUGUUGGUUUGAUUGUUUAUGAUUGUCCAUCGGGAGGAACCAGUGGCCCACAUGCCACCUUCCCCUGACGUGCGGCCCCCAAGCACACAGCGCCUCCUGUGGAGAAGGCUGGGGCCCUUCCCCGCGGCUGCGGGAGGAGGUCCGGGACAGAGGCCAGCCCCUGUCCGGGCGUGGUCUCGCAGGUGGACAGCUUCACCCAGGGCGCCUCCAGGUCUCCAGGAAACCGCUUCCAGACAACAGCGUUCUUUAGUCCCCAUGGCAACAGGGCCUGCGCUCCUGUUUCCAGGGAAACAAAAUCCUCAGCGUCGCGGUUGCCACAGCAACGUCUACGGGCUUCCUCGGCCACUCGGUCGCCAGCCCAGAGGGGCAGCUGGGCACCUUGGACGGAGGAGCCAGGUGUCGUGCCGGCGUGGGGCUGGUGCACUGACGCAGGUCCUGGCCCGGCCCGGGUCCCGGCCGGAGACUCACCUGGCCGCCAAGCCCCGGCUUUCUCGGAGUCCUGCCCUCCCACUCGAGAUGAGCUCUCCCUCCAGCGAGCCUGGCCAUAGGGGUGCCACCGCAGAGCGGUCCCCACUGGGGCUGGACACCGUGAUCCAGAGGCUGGAGGACACCGUCUUGAGUCCCAUGGCCAGCAGAGAAGACCGGGCACUGACCGUGCGUGGGGAAGGCUGGCCGGGUUUGCCCACCCCUGUGCCCGCCCGAAUCCGUGAGAUCGUAGCUGGCAGCCUGAAGGACGAACCACACCAAGGGCUGCAGGAGCCGCCGGCCAUGUCAGCAGGGGUGCAGGAGGAGAACGAGCGUCUGCAGGAGGAGCUGUCCAGGCUGGGGGAGCUGCUGGCCCAGGCAGACGCAGAGCAGGACCAACUGGCCGGCAGGUACCACGCGGUCAGUGCGCGGCUACAGGCCCGUCUGGAGACCACUGAGGCUCGGCUGCGGAGGUCGGAGCUGGAGCACAGUGCGGACCUGGAGGAGGCCCUGGGCCGUUUGGAGGCCGCUGAGCAGAGGAGCACGGGGCUCUCCCAGGUGAACACCCUUCUGCGGGAACAGCUGGGGCACAUGAAGAAGGCCAACGACAGGCUGGCCGAGGAGCUGGCCAGGACGACGGACGGCGUACUCCAUCUUCGGAGCCAGCUGGAGCUGAGGGAGGCACGGCGCCGGGCAGAGACACAGCGCUCAGCUCCAGGCGCCUGUGACUCCGUGGGACUCCUCGCACAGGCGAUCUGUCCUCUCCCCUGGCUGCCGGAAGAUCCCGCUUUGACUUUGCUGCUCUGCAGUUUUUACUAUCCUGCUGUAGCCUCCUCCUCCGCCAUUACUCCCCAUUCACUCUGCCCCGUCUUAGCGGGCGGCUUCCCCACUGCCUCGCCAUGCACUCUGAGUGGUAGAGGCUUCUGUGUCCCUGGACGUGUUGGGGACCCCCGAGAGGGACAGCUGCUGUCCUGGUGCUGGAGGAAGGGGGGAAACCUGGCCUCCCCGCCCCCCCUCAUGCUGGGAGUGGGGUGGCUGCUGAGGGUCGCCAAGUACCUCCCACCCCGGCAGGGAGACCAGGCUGGGCUGCACUCGCCUCGCACGCCUGAGCAGACUCAGGCCUCUUGCUCGCAGAUCCGGCGCACACGCUCGGGGGGGUCCCAGGACUUCCUCCUCCUGUGGAGACAGGUCACCGCACUCCGCGUACAGCUGGCCGAGCUGCGCACAACCGCAGAGAGCCCGGACGGUCCCGAGGCUCAGCAGGGGGUGCUGCUCUGGUCUCCCAGGGCUCUCACCGACAUGCGCGCGGAGAUGGCCAGGACAGCCGGGCGCCUGCAAACGGCCUGCCUGGCCCUGGGCUCCAGGCUGCGGCUGGCGGCCAGCAGUGCGGCGGGCGCCCUGGAGCAGCGGCUGCGGGACCAGGUGCGGGAGACGCUGCAGCUGCAGGGCCGCUGGGACGCAGAGAAGGUGGCGCUCCAGGCCAGACUCUCUGAGCAGACGCUGCUGGUGGAGAAGCUCAUAGAACAAAACUCGGAGAAGGAGAGAACCAUCUCUUCCCUCAAAAUGGAUGUCCAGAAACUGGUGGCCCAGGAAGACGCAGGGUGCCCGGAGCGGGCGUGCAGCGGCGGUCCCGAAGCUCAGGAGGCACAGGGCCAAUUGCGGAGGCCCGGGAGCUCUGCGUCCCCCCAGCGCGGGGUGUCCCCACUGCGGGCCCACGCCCUGGACGCCCUGCACCCCGCACUGCAGGCUGUGCACGCGGCUCUCGAGAGGUGGCGGCUGCUAGAGCAGGAGCUGCGCCUGCAGCUGGGGUCCUCCCGGGCGGAGGCAGCCAGGCUCCGGGAGCAGCUGUCGGAGGCCCAGCGGGAGCUGCAGGCCGCAAGGAGGCUCCUACAGGAGCGGGCGCAGGAGCAGGUGCGGGAGCCCGAGGACCUCCUGCGCGAGCUGGAGGCGCAGAGCCGCGAGGCACAGCGCUGCAGGGCGUCCAGCGAGCUCUUGCAAAGAGAGAAAAGGGCUCUGGAAACGGCUGUGGAGGAGAUGCGAGGGAAGGCAGCCUGUGCAGAUGCAGAGAAGCAGAGGCUGGAAGCCGAGAACACGGAGCUGCACAGGAGCCUCCUGCUGUGGGCGGAACAGAAGGAAGAGCUGGUGCAGCAGGGCGAGCGGGGCCGCAGGGAGCUGGAGACCAGUCAAGGGCGCCUGGAACAGCUGGAGGAGAAGGUCUCAGGGCUCAAGAAGGAGCUGGUGUCCGCCCAGGAGGCGCUGAACUCGGCCCGGCUGCAGAGGGACGUUCUGGAGAGCGAGAGGGAGGGUCUGCACAGAGCCCUGGCCCGGGCCGAGUCCAGCAACACUGACCUGGAGCUGCUGGUGACCCGGCUGAAGUCGGAGGGUGUGGAGCAAAGGGACUCCCUGGCCAAGAUGGCUGCCCUGACGGAGGGGCUGGCUCGGGACAAAGGCGCCCUGGGCCACCAGGUCCUGCAGCUGGAGCAGGAGCGGGAGCAGCUGCGGGAGCGGCAGAAGGCUCUGGAGCAGGAGCGGGCGGGUGCCCUGGAGCGGCUGGGGCCGGUGCGGCAGGCCUGCGGGCGCCUGGAGGAGCGGCUGCGGGGGCGGGAGGCCGCCUUCGAGCGCCAGAGGGCCCGGCUGCAGGAGCAGGUGGGCCAGGUCACGUGCAAGAAGCAGGCCCUGGAGGAGCAGCUCGCCCAGAGCCUGCAGGACCGGGAGGCCCAGCGGGACACGCUGCAGAGGACCCUGCAGGAGAAGGAGGCUCUGUCUGAGGAGCGGGCCCAGCUGCUGGCCAAGCAGGAGGCCCUGGAGAGGCAGGUCCGGCUCACAGCUGAGGAGGCGGCCGAGCUCAGGGCUGAGAGGGACUCUCUGGAGAGAAGCCUCUUUGAGACCCAGCAGCUGGUGAUGCAGCUCCAGGCACAGCGGGAGCAGCUGGAGGGACAGGCCCGGAGCAUGCGGCUCGCUCGGCAGGCCCUGCAAGUGGAAAUGCAGCAGCUGAGAAGUGCCUGGGAGGUCCAGGAGACAAAGCUGCAGUGGGACGUGGGGAGGCUUCAGCGGCAGGUGGCACAGCAGGAGCGGGACUUGCAGCUGGCCCUGGAGAGCCAGGCGCUGGCCCACCACGAGGACCUGGCUCGGCUCCAGAGGGAGAAGGAGUCCCUGAGUCUGUCUCUGACAGAGGAGAAGGAAGUGGCAGCUCACCGGUUGGAACAGGAGAAGAAGCUGGUAGCAAAGAAUGCGGCCAAGAGGGAGGCUCUGAAGGAGGAAAUUCAGAGCCUAAAGCAUGAGCGGGAUGAGAGUCUCCUCCAGUUGGAAAAUGAGAUGCAAGAGGCCCUGUCACUGAAAGAAGAAGAGAGGAGGCUGCUCAGGGAAGAACUCUUCAGAGCCAUGCAGGAGCUGGGACAGGUGCGGCAGGAGGCCCAGAGCCAACAAAAGCAAGCCGAGGGGCGACCCCCAUGUGGCGGCCGCACUGACCUUGGGAGCCAGGCAAGCAAGCACCCUGCUCGCCCCGCAGCCCGGCGCCAGGCGGAGAGUGAGAGGCGCAGGGCCCAGGCAGCGCGUGCCCUGCAGGAGGAGGCGCUCCGGAGCCUGGAGGAGCAGCACCGGGCUGGCAGGCGGGCGGCCAGCUGGGAGAAGCGGAGGCUCCAGGAGCAAGUGGACGCACUGCACGGGGCCCUGGAUGAGAGCAGAAGGCACAGCCAGGGCCUGGCCCAGAGGGGGACGCGGCUGGAGGCGCAGGUCGCCUGCCUGGGGCGCAGAUGCCAGGAGGCAGAGGGCACGAUGGAGCCCGCGCAGACGGAGCAGGAGACGCUGAGGAAAGAAGGGGACACGGCAAGGCGGGGGGCCCGGAAGGAGCAAGUGCCCCAGCCCGUGGGCGGCCUGCACCAGGAAGGGGACAGCGCGCCGAGGCACCACCAGCGGCGGCAGGUCAGCCGGGCCAGCCUCGGGGGUGCACCCAGGGGCAGGGAGUGUCCGGCGGGUCUCACGCCGCACAGCCCACGUGGAGGCGCGCACACAGCCCGGAAGGACGGGGUGGACCGCUCCCACACCGACCGAUGCGGAGACCCGGCCCCAGACGACACUCUCAGGUCGGUGGGCAGCAGGGAGGAGCCCAGGUUCUCACCUCGGGCCCGGAGAGCGGAGCAGGCCCAGGCACAGGCCCAGCGGUCGGGAGCUGGUCGCAGGGCCCGGCUGCAGGCUGUGCAGGCCCUGGAGAGCCGGGAGCAGACCCACCGGUAGCGGCGGCCGAAGUUCCCGGAGGAGGAAGUGGCCAGUCUGAAGAAGCAGCCGGACCAGGAAGCGCCUCGGCAUCAACAGGCCCGCCUCGGCCAGGCCUUGCGGGCCAAGAAGUGA